AGAAAAGCUCAAUUUUAUUGUGUGUGACUAGGAGACGGAUUUCUUGCAUCCACAGACAAAUUGAUGACCGAUGCGGGACGAGCUACGCCGGCAUCAAAGCCUCGGCCAAGAGGAACCGCAAAUCAAAUUCAACGAGACUCCAUUCGAGAGUGUGUUCGACAUAGGUGAUGAGUUAGGCAGCGGCCAAUUCGCAGUUGUCCGGAAAGUCGUGAAAAAAGCCACAGGCGAAGAGUUCGCAGCGAAGUUCAUCAAAAAACGCCGAUAUGCUACAUCGAGACGAGGCGUCACUCGAGCGAACAUCGAAAGAGAGGUCUCUGUCUUACGAACUGUUGGAGGACACAGCAAUGUGAUCGAAUUGCACGAAGUGUAUGAGACUCCUGGUGACGUCAUUCUAGUCCUUGAAUUAGUUUCUGGCGGUGAACUCUUCGAUCAUGUUUGCGCUAGAGAAUGUUUGGACGAGGUGGAAGCAGCUGCUUUUGUCAAACAAAUACUUUUAGGCAUUAAACACUUACAUAGCCUUCAUAUUGUACAUCUAGAUAUCAAGCCUGAAAAUGUGAUGUUAAAACGACGCGGGGAUUCACAAGUAAAGCUCAUCGAUUUUGGCCUUUCACGCUUAAUACCACCGGGUCAUACUGUAAAGGAUAUGGUAGGCACUCCAGAGUUUGUAGCUCCUGAAGUGGUAAAUUACGAACCACUUAGUCCCGCUACAGACAUGUGGGCUCUUGGAGUGGUUACCUAUAUUCUAUUAUCGGGAGGAAGUCCAUUCCUUGGAGAUACACGAGACGAAACUUUCUGUAAUAUUACUGGUGUCAAUUAUCACUUUACGGAUAGGUACUUCAAGAACACCUCAGCUUGUGCAAAAGAUUUUAUUUCACGUCUUUUCGUUCGAGACGUCACUCGACGAGCCACAGUGGACGAUUGUCUACGACAUCCGUGGAUUCGAGGGCCGGAUGGAGACGACGUAGAUUUGCGUAAAUCAUCGUGCAUAUCCAUAUCACAUAUUCAUUCAUUCAAACAACGACAACGAUGGCGGCGAGCUGUCGAGCUGGUAAUGGUCUGCAAUCGAGUGACGCGAUCGGUACGAUUGGCGAUCAACCAAGCGACAAAAAUGCAGCGAACGAUUGAGACCCGAUAUGAUCCGAACGAUAUGGUUACGUCCUCGGUGCUCAUUGCCGCUGAAAUGGGUGGUGUACGUGAGCUGAGCGAGUUAAGCAUGGUUCGCGGUUUCCCGAAUCUUAGCAACAAGCAAAAAGAAACAGCAGCUCAUGUUGCAGCCGGUGCAGGUCACAUUGAAGCGCUGAGUUUUUUGAAUAUGAAAGGAGCACAGUUGUCUGCUGAAGAUCAACGAGGUGAGAAGCCUCUACAUUGGGCAGCUCGAGGAGGACAUGCAAAUGUGGUGGCAUUGCUGGCUAAUGAACGGGUUGACGUUAACGCUCUGAGCAAGACCGGUGAGUCAGCCCUUCUAAUCGCAUCCCGAUACGGUCACGUCGAUGUCGUUCAAGCCCUACUGGAACGAGGAGCGAACGCUGCGAUUCGGGACCAGAAUAUGUUUUACACUGCAUUUACGUCACUUCCUGCUCGCUUUCUCGCAGAUUUCCUCGGGCUUAUGAUCGGUUUUCACCCCGGCCGUCACGCUGUAAUCCCUGUUCAGCCGGAUCAACGCCAUUAUAACACGGCUUUCUCGUAUCGUAGAGCCAUGGUCACGUCGGACGGUUACGCGGAUGACCCGACGCCUACGGGCGUUGGGGAGCCGUCGUUGAAGGCGGCGACGAUGGUGAAGAAGACGACCAGCGCUAGCAGUUCAGAAGAGGAUCACAAGCAGCUGAGCGGCUUGCCAACGGCUGAGCCGUCUCCAGAAUCGGAUGAGCUCGACUCAUCUUCAGACGAAGAAGAAGACAUCGCCCGCGUCGGCUCUUUCCACACCGUCCUACCCGGCUCAGUGAUGGCCGCUUACCUUACCGACCCUGUGGUAAACCCCGCAGCUCAAUCGCUUUAUGCUAUGAAUGCGGAUCGAGCUCGUUCCAUCUACCAGACUGAAUUCGACAGUCCACGUCCUCGAGCCGCCGAUCAAGUGCCGACACUUCGACAACCGCCACACCUUCUGGAUGAGAAAUCGCGAAAUUGCAAUUACUCGUCCACACCCUCGACCAGCAAUUUUAUCUCGCUUGUCACUGACUUCGAAGCGACUCUCGCGCAUCCGUCCUGUUGUAUGCUGAUUGAUAAGUCGAUUCAGGAUGAGGAGACCGCGCUGCAUUGUGCUGCCGCUCGUGGACACAUGGAAUGCGUGCAAACACUACUCGAUGGGGGAUCUCCGGUGGAUGAGCUCGAUAGUCACCAUCGUACGGCUCUGGUGUGUGCGCUUGAAAACGGUCACCUCGACAUCGCUCUGCUUCUCAUCCACAAAGGCAGCAAUAUCAAUGAACCGGACGAGAAAGGCAACACACCGCUCCACGUGGCGUCAAGGCUCGGCUUGCUUACAGCCGUUCAAACACUCUGUCAUUGCGGCGCCGAUGUCGAUAUGACGAAUCAAGACUCGUUUACGGCACUUCAUCUAGCCGCUAAGGAAGGCUUCCUCGACAUUGUUAGAGUGCUUUGCUUGGCUAGGUCGAACGUUACAAGAAAAACAAAGGACGGUUUGACUGCUGAGAUUCUUGCCUUGGCUUCUGAACAUACACACGUGGCCUCGUUACUUGCCAAAAUGAAAUUGGAUAACGUGCGAGAAGCCUAUAUUGACCAGUUAUGUCCUAUGAACACCCCGUUACGACGAAUAAAACUGAAAUUAUUUGGACAUUCACAAACUGGGAAAUCUCGUCUGAUUCAAUCGUUACAUUCCACACGUGGUAUCACAUCUAGCAUUAUUGAUGCUGUAUCGCGAAGAAUCUCUGAUCAUUAUAGCCCAAGCAAUACCAUGAACAAAGAUGAUGGAAUCCACUCCGGCCAAGGAUCAUCGUUCUCAUCAGAAUCGAACAACAACUCGUCCGAUCAAUGUGCACAUCUCGUCCAAAUCCCAGCUCAUUCUGCAUAUACACGAGGCAUUGAUGUGCAAAAUAUCAACUGUGCAGGGUGUGGCGAAUUUUCCGUGUGGGAAUUUGGUGGCUAUGAGCCUUACCAUAUGGCUUACGAUCAUUUCGUGGGAAAUACCGACUGCAUCCAUGUGGUUCUGUUCAGAGCUUGUGAUAGUACCGAGGAACAAUACAAGCAAGUCCUCUAUUGGAUGAACUUCCUCAAGGGGCGGGUCACUCCCACUGAGCCUAUUGGACAUUGUGGAAUAAUCUCAAGGCGAUCAAAAGUGGUCAUCGUUGGCACACAUGCCAGCCCUACCCUGUUCCCUUCUAAAAAUGCCGAGGGGGAAUAUGAGUCAUCUGACACAGAAGCCAUGCUAAAAACCGUCCGACUUCGGUUCGAGACCCAUUUUGACAUCUGUGAUAAAUUGCUCCUCCUCGACUCCACCAAUCCAUCAUGCGCUGGCAUGAAAGCGCUAAAGAACUAUCUGAAAGAAACUAGAGCCACCAUAGUUGCGAGGUUACAAAAACCCAUUGGCCUUCUAGACGCUACGAUGCCAUUCCUACAAUCGUUACGAAAACAACACGCAAAUUUCCCCGUCGUUUCAUGGCCCACAUUUGCGUCAAUCGUCCGAACUGACGUCAAUCCACUCACUGGCGACGCUCACUGUAGACAGCUAAUCCAACAGCUGCAGCUUAUCGGCGAGGUUGUCUAUUUGCGGGAUGAAACGGCCGAGAUGGAUUAUGUUGUGUUGAACCCGGAAUGGCUCGGCACUCACAUCAUCGGUCAAUUGCUCAGUGCAGAAUUCCUUUCGAGGUGCAGGAUCAACGGCACCUACUCGCUCGAGCACUUUUCGCCAAUCUUUCCCGAAAUACCUGAGCCAACAGAUCUGUUGCGAAUGUUAGACGUACUCCAGCUAUGCGCUCCUGCUGAGCCCGAUUCCGAAGAAACGUUCGAGUUUCCCGCCUUUAUUCUCGUCAAUGAACCUCACGAUGUGUGGGUUAGGAACAAGUCGACAUACGUCUAUGGAGGUGUACGAGUUCAUCCUAUGAGAGGAAUGGAACGAUCGCUACAAAGCACAUUCCCAAGGAUUCAAGUAGCGCUGCGCAGGAGUAUGCACGACUUUCAGGACCCAAUGGAUGCCGAUCUCAUGCAAUGGGCCGGUUGCAGCAAGAUGUCAUCGGGUCAGAUGGAGGCUCUUGUACGAAUACGUGGAGAUGCGGUUGAGGUGCAAGUACGAGGUCCAGCAGAACGUGCCACAUCAUGCUUCUACUUUCUUGAAGACGUCGUCAAUCUUGUGGAGCAAACAGCCAGCGAAGUUGCUCCCGGUAUAGGUCUUGAGAGACAUUUCCUCAGUCCGAAAUGUCUGCAGGAACAUCAGAAGAAUCCAGCCUCAUUCCCUCCAGAAGCGAUGAUGGCAAUGCAACAACAAGAAUCACUUUCUGUGAAAGGAACACAUGAUGAAGAGGAGCUUUUCACAGAUGUGGUUUGCUUCGGUUCACGAGAAGUGGCUCGUCUGCUUACACUGGGAAUCGACGUGGGUGUCGCCGAUCUUUCGAUCACCACCCGAUGCGAAUUGGCAGCAUUGCUGGAUCCUCCAGAUGCAAUGGGCAGAGACUGGUCUAUAUUGGCAGUCAAGCUCAAUCUGACCGAUCAGGUCCCUGAGGUGGACUCAACAGGACAAUCGCUGUCGCGGACAGAUCAGCUUCUAGCCGAAUGGGCCAUUCAACAACCCGAGCACGCGACUGUCGGGCGGUUGUGCGAAAUUCUUGCCGAAUUGGGCCGAUCCGACGCCAGGGAUACCCUUUACCGUACCGUACCCUUGUACCUUUUUGCACCGCUAGAUGAUGCCGUACACCCGGCCGAUUGUGGCGACUCUGGGGUCGUCUCAUCGUGCCAUUCUACCGGCGAUCCUAGGACAAGUUCCAUAUCAUGACGCUAGGGGUGUUUUCUCUCCUAAGUCUAGAACCAAAAAAAAAACUAACACAAUUCUUCCACGGGUAGUACAUACCGCUUAUUUCUCUUCGUCAUUCGCGUUCGCUUCUUGUUUGCUCGUCUUCCGCGCGUGCGCCGCCUCUUCUACUCAUUCUCACUCUCUCUUUUUUCUUAAUCGCAGUCUUUCUUCGAACUUUUUUUCUAGCUGCACC
This is a messenger RNA of Cylicocyclus nassatus, 5150 nucleotides long. NCBI's taxonomy places the organism in Eukaryota, Metazoa, Nematoda, Chromadorea, Rhabditida, Strongylidae. The record is from the annotation of a GenBank genome assembly.